Marchantia polymorpha subsp. ruderalis is the source of this 2541-nucleotide messenger RNA. Lineage: Eukaryota; Viridiplantae; Streptophyta; Marchantiopsida; Marchantiales; Marchantiaceae. The record is from the annotation of a GenBank genome assembly.
GAUACGGUAGCCAUGGCUCCAUGAGUAAGUUGCUGGUGCGUCAAUUUCCCGACCCAAAGCAAGUGCAACAACGAGAGCUGCUUGCCAUGGCUAGCCAGCGUCGCGCAAUCUGCAAGGCAUAUAUAUGUCUUCGAUCCCAUUCUUGUUUAAAAUCAAAUUGACGAUGGCUCGUCUUCAUGGCUAAGGCGCCUGCGCGCCUCUGAGUCGAGUCGACGACGCUCCUCCUCGCGGGAGUGGUAGGGGCUUAUCUCAUCUUUUCUCUGAGCUUAAGCAGAUCAUCGCUGCCGAGUGUCAGUGGGCAAUCGUCGAUCGACUGAUCUCGAAUAGCUUGCUCACGAUGUGAUGUUGAGGUUUUGCUUUGGCUUAGUCGAGGGCUUUUGGAGAGGGAGAUGCGGUCUAAGUGUCGGACUUGAUUUUUGAUGGUGGAAACAACGGUGACGGACUUUUGACCGAGCGAGGGUUCUCAUCAGGAAGUCAAGGUUUGAGCUUCCAUCUUUUGUCCGAAAAAUCCUUACGCACAAGCAAAUCAAAGCGAAGCAAGAUGUGGACGAGCCGCCGAAUGAUGGUCGUAGACGUGAUGUCCAUGCUGACAUUUGUGGGAAUUUGGUCGUUGCUGUUGGGAGGGGCUGCAGCUUACUCUCCUGCAGUUGACGUUCGGUACAAGGAUAGCUGGUGCAGGAUAUGUCGAUCAUCAAAGUUUCUGACCGGUGAAAAGCUGAUUUGGAUCGAGCAGAUCACUGAAGUAGCAGUCAUUGCCAUUGUACCUUGUGUGGAAUCUGUAUUUUGUCUCCAUCGCUAGCCAGAUGAUGGGGAGCCUGAGCCGGAUUAGCUUCAGCAGGGCUCUCCACGUUCAGUCAUUUGAGUUAGGCGUUGUUAAGGCCAAAAUAACGCCCCUGGUUAAGUCACGAAUUGCGGUAUAAAGGGAGGCAUUUUCCUGAGCGACUGAGCAUAGUCGGAAAUCUAAAAAGUGCGGAUUGAAUCCCAGAUAUUCAGCAUGAUUCUUUUCGUCAUCCAGCUAUGUUGAUCUGCUCAUAGAGAUCUUCAUAUCUUCCGCACAUUGUCGAAUAGUGUUCACGAGAAUUCUUCGGUGAGACAUCUUUCUUUAGUGCUUGCAAACAUGGCAGCUUGCACCGCAGCUUUUGCCACCGCUGGGAUCGCUGCUUCGGCAACAGUUAGAGACGCGUCUGCACUCUCUUCUAGCCAAGCUUUCGGCACCUCUUUGGUGCAGCUUGCUCCCGUUGGACCUGCAGUAAGUCAGAGCAACCGAUUGGUUGCCACGAGGGCCGCUCUGUCCGAGGAACAAAGGACCGCUGGAAAGAAGGUAUUGGCAAGUUUCCUGGCAACCGUCGCUGCCUUGAGCAUUGCCGGAGCUGCCCUCGCAGGCAAUCCUGUUGACUUCGCCAAAAGCAAGGUCGAAGAGGCUGCUUCUACUGCGCAGAGCGCUGCUUCGAACCUCCCAAACCUUCCCAACAUUCAGCUCCCUAACGCGGGAGCCGUUCAGGAUGCAAAGAACUCCGCCGACAGUUUUGUCAAUGAGAUCAAGAGCCGAAUAGAUGGAAUCUUCGGAAAGAAUAAGCCUUUCCCACAGAAUCGUGUAGCCAGUACCAAUGGUGGAACAGGUAGUGUCUUCGGUGACGUAAAGAAGAGAAUUGCCAACUUUGGCAAAAUCCCAAUUGCUGACAACGUGUCGAAAGCCACCAACGAUGCUAAGAACACGAUUGCCCAGAGCACCGGAAAGAAUUCUGGCAGUGCACGUGCGGGGAGAGAGCUUCUAGGACAGGACUCGACCAGAGUGGAUGAGGCGACGAGGAUGGUUAAGAACUUUGGUAACAGCUUCAAGAGCAAGGCAGGCGAUGCUGUCAAUGAGGCAAAGAGCUUCGUUGGCUCUGCCCAGAAUGCAACCCCUGAUAUCUCCGUACCUAAGCUUCCCGAGAUUCCUAGCAUCCCAAACCCCCUCAACAACCUUAACGUCAACAAGGGAGCUAAGGUAAUGCUCAGCCAUCCACCAACUUCCUUACAACUACCAAAUUCGAUUGGGUUGUAGAUUGUCUAACCAUAAAAGUUCCUGAUGUUACAUGAAUUUGUAUACACGUAAACGCGUCAGUUUCGUUUUUCGGGAAACCGUAUCCAAGCGGAAGCUAAUCUGCUUUUGGGAAACUUCAAGCAUUUCAAAGGAAAGGCUGAGGAUGUGAAGAACAGCUUGGCUUCAAGCCUUCCCAAUACUCCAGACCUACCUUCCCUCCCCAACCCAUUUGAGGCUAUUAACGGCUCACAGAUAUAUCAUGUUCCUGAACCCUUAUCAAUAGUUUCCUAUGAGUGAAUGUAUCCUUUGAUAGAGUUUGUGCAGACGGUACUUUUUUCUGCCGCAAACAGCAACGAAGAUUUCAGAGGAUUGUUUGGACAUUUUGCAUGCAAGCCUCCGACACUUAGACUCGAGAGCAUAGUAUCUUAUCACAGUUCUUAUCGAGGUCAUUCGGUCUUGAAACCGAGCAACCGAGGGUCGCCUAAUCCUCAGGCCAGAUUAGCUCUAGCUGGAGUACA